GGGUCGGGCCGGGCCGGGCCGGGCUGAGCCGAGCGCGACAGGGGGAGCUGCUGCACCUGAUACACCGGGGCGGGAGCGCGGCGGAGGAGGGAGGGAGCUGUGCUGCCUGCGAAAGCCUCUCCCCGCCGUUAGUCAGCGCUGGUCUCGCUGCUCCUCCCGCCCCCCGCUUCUCCUGUUGGGAGCCGGGCUUUCGCUCCUGUUCCCCUCGGGGCUGGCGGCUUCGCAUCCUUCUCCUCAUCUUCCUCCUCCUCCUUCCCCCUGGUCCCUAUGGCUUCGUCCGGCAGCGGCAUGGAGGAGGUGCGCGUCUCGGUGCUGACCCCGCUGAAGCUGGUGGGGCUGGUGUGCAUCUUCCUGGCGCUGUGCCUGGACCUGGGGGCCGUGCUGAGCCCCGCCUGGGUGACGGCGGACCACCAGUACUACCUGUCUCUGUGGGAGUCCUGCCGCAAGCCCGGAAACUUGGACAGCUGGCUCUGCGAGUCGACGCUGCACAGCGACUGGCAGAUAGCUACUCUUGCUUUGCUGUUGGGUGGUGCUGCCAUCAUUCUCAUAGCUUUCCUGGUUGGUCUGAUCUCUAUCUGUGUGGGAUCUCGGAGGCGGUUCUACAGACCAGUUGCAGUCAUGCUCUUUGCUGCAGGCUCCAAGACCCCUGGAGAUCUUGGAGAAGCAUUCAUUUUGCAUCAUCUCCCAUUAGACUUGCUUUUCUGCCCAUCAUUGGACCAUUGUUCUUCAGGUGUGCAGCUUAGUCCUCUACCCAAUCAAGUUCAUUGAAACAGUCAGCUUGAAAAUAUACCAUGAGUUCAACUGGGGCUAUGGCCUGGCUUGGGGUGCAACUAUAUUUUCAUUUGGGGGUGCCAUCCUCUAUUGCCUGAACCCUAAGAACUAUGAAGACUAUUACUAGAAUCAUUUAAUGGAAAUAAAAAUAUCAAAAGGAUUACCCCAUCUUUUCUAACUCACAGUUUUUUUAGAACACUUGUGGAGCACCAGUCUGCUCUGUUGAUAAAAAAAAUAGCCUUUGCCUUUUGGGUGUGAACACUGUAACCAGCUUUUACAACCAUUUAGAAGAACUGCGAACACUAGGAUUGCUGAUCUUACAUAGGCAGAUGCUGCAAGCUGCUGAUACAUAGGCUUUGUUUUUCCUGACAACAAGCAAAGGAUCUACGUGACAGCGAUCAUUGUGAGAAAACUAGUUGGAAUGAAAAUGCAAGGCCAGCAUCUGCUAUUGCCUUCAGGGGAGCAGCUGGUAUAGUCUCCAUUUAGAAGUUUCUCUGUAUCAUUGAGGAUUCAAAUGUCUGAUAAGCAGGCAAUGGCAUCUUGUACAAUAGGCUGUGUUGGCCCCUUAUUACUUGCUCAAAAAAGCUCUUAAGGAAUUAGUUGCAAGUAACUGUUGAGGACAGUGAAUGUAACUGGUUAAUGUCUUGUCUAAUAUCUGCAUUCAACAGUCUUCUUGGCGAAUGAAAAAAAAAAAAAAGCAAACACACACACAGGAUUUCAUGAAUUGGUAAUUGGGUAAUUGCCAUCACCAUGCCAGCUGUAGCAGAUUGUUGAAGGAAGUCCAAACCUGGAGACAUGUGCUUCUGACUGUGUGGUUGGAAGUUGUCUCAGCUCUGAGUAUUUUGCUGGGAGGGUGGAAAUAAGGGGGAGGACAAAAGACCAUAUACAUCCCUAAGGCAUCUAAAAUGCAUGAAUAAAUUGCAGUUUUCCUAAGUACCCUUUAACUUCUGAACAUCAGCGUGAAAAAAAAAUGAGUAUGGAACAAGUUCAAUUCUAUUUUUGGAAGGUAUUUGUUAGUAUAAGUGAGUAUACAUAAUACAAAUAUAAAUACAAAGGGAGAAAGAGAAUUAGUCUUUAAAUUGUAAUAAGAACUGUGAUGCAGUGGUUAAAAUACUAACUUUGUACACAUUUUUGAGGGUCUUGGACUGGUACCCCCAGUCACGGUUGGCAUUGCAAAAUAAAUAUAAAAUGGUUUGUCUUCUGUGUAUGCCCUUGUACAGAUUCUGUGUUAUGGGAAAUGCUUAAAAGUUCACAUCAAGUUAAGGUACAAGUGGAUGAAAUAACUACUUGUUAUUCCAUAUGUAAUCUAAUACUUAUUAAAAACGUUUUAUAAGGCUGUUGCAAAGGGGAAAAAAAAUUGCCAUUUUUAAAAAAUCUAGUUAGGUUGCUACUGUUUCUGAUCAUCAAGAACAUAGCUGAGACCCAUUCAUGUCCAUAUUAAAACAUUAGCACUGCAGGAGCUACUCUCAUGUUUUUAAAGGCUGAGUUUAUAAUGGGCUGGCUGAUGAUUAUGUACACCUAAUUACUCCUUGCUUAGUAUGUUUCCCACUUAAAACAUCUGGAUAUUGUACCCAUUAAAUGAAAUCCAAGUUAAAAUAGGGAGAAUUUCUCAGUGUAUUUAAUCUGCAUCACUUUUAUUUUUGUUUACGAUUUGCUUGUUUGGGUAUUUUGAAUUAAUUAUGAACAUAUUUUUAUACAAUUCUAAUCUUUAGAAAUAACUAUUUUUUUUAAUGGAGAAAUUUAAAGUAUAUUCUAUGUGGACCUCUGCAAAAGUGGAUACACUGGGGUUGCAUGUCCACCUCUGCACAAAUGGUUUUGCUGGUUCCACAGAAAAGACUGCUGAAUGACUCAAUGUUAAGAUCACAUUUGCAGUGUUAAUGAUUAUGCCGCAGUUCUCAGGGAGCAGAGGCUCUGCAUUGACCAUGCUACCCUAGGACUGCCUCUAAGAAGCUGUUCUCAAAGUGUUGCUGCUGUACAGAAGUGAUUUCUAAAACUCCAGGCCUCCCUGGAGCUAAGCCUUCACUAUCACAGAAAAAUAUUCUGUAUCAGCAUUCCUUCCUGGACCAGUGGUGAUUAAUUAGAUUAGACAGAGCAAAAUGAUAGCUUCACUUAAGAGGGAUUGUAUAGCAAUGCCUAAAGAGGUAAAGGAUGGAAGGAAGAAAUAGGUCCGUUUAUUUUGCAGGCACCCAAGAGCAUUUGUAACAUUUAUUUUUUCUGAGACUGACUUAAGACAAAUAUUCAGUAUGUAGUAAAUUCUGUAUCUUUCUGAACUGCUCUGUAGUUCUGCUUUUAUUUAGCAGCAUGGAGAACAUUGUAGUUUGGCAUGGGAAUUAGGUUAAUGUAGAGAGAAGUUCACUGUGAGAAGAUUUCUAUACCUUUCUAGGAGAAUUGUGUUUUGAUAGCAGUAUUGCACGGUGUUUUGCCAAUGCUGGCAAGAAGGUGCAAUACUGUAGUAGUAAAUCUACAAAAUUAUCAAAACAUUUUUUUCUUUAUGUAGAGUUUGAGUGAAAUUAAAUGUGAGGCUUAAGGCAUAUGCAAGUUAAUCGCAAGCACUCCUAAAGUCACAUGGCUGUUAAUACGAAUGAUGUUCAGGCAAAAAAAAAAAAUUACAAAUGUGAAUGCCUAAAGACAAGGUUCUUCAUUCAUAUUUGGGUCAGAGAUCUGAUUUCAGCACCUGCUUUUCCUUUUGAACAUAAUUCAAUCUAUUAGGAUGCACCUUGAGCUUCUCAGGUCCUUUUACUUGGACAUCUAGUAUUUGGAUUUAGGUAUCUACAUUUAUCAGCUUGGAACCUCCCUUUAACUUUAUGUUGCUACUUGAGUUCUUUUCCCACCCCCAUUCCAAUAAUGGUAAUUAUUUUUCAGAACUGAACAAAAAGUAAUUACACUUCUGAUUUCUUUCUAGACACACAAACACACACACACAAAAAAGGGAAAAUUGGUGUCUGAGUGUAUGUACAACAAAUUAAUCAUUCUGAACAUUAUGCUUGUGUCAUGCCAUCGUUAUUUCGGUUGUUUGACUUUGUCUCACUGUCAGGAUGAUUCUUUCACACAGCAAAUCCCUUGUUUAUCAUUCAAAUAUAUAUGAAUAAAGAUAUAUAUAUAUAUAGCAAA
This is a messenger RNA of Anas platyrhynchos (mallard), 3882 nucleotides long. NCBI's taxonomy places the organism in Eukaryota, Metazoa, Chordata, Aves, Anseriformes, Anatidae. The record is from RefSeq and is a predicted model, not a curated record.